AUGGCGUCCACCGAGAUAGCAAGACAAGCGGGUGAAGGUGCUCGUGCUGUCCCUCUGGCAGGCCAUGUCGGCUUUGACAGCAUGCCUGACCAGCUGGUCAACAAGUCUGUCAACCACGGAUUCUGCUUCAACAUCCUCUGUGUUGGUGAGACAGGUCUGGGCAAGUCCACCCUGAUGGACACGUUGUUCAACACCAAGUUUGAGGGGGAGCCCACUCAGCACAACCAGCCGGGAGUCACGCUCAAGUCCAACACCUACGAACUCCAGGAGAGCAACGUGCGCCUCAAACUCACUGUUGUCAACACCGUUGGCUUUGGAGACCAGAUCAAUAAAGAAGAAAGCUACAAGUCCAUUGUGGAGUUUAUUGAUGCACAGUUUGAAGCAUAUCUACAGGAGGAACUGAAAAUCAAGCGCACGUUACACAGCUACCACGACACCCGCAUCCACGCAUGCCUGUACUUCAUCGCUCCCACGGGACACUCGCUCAAAUCUCUCGACUUGGUGACCAUGAAGAAACUCGAUAGCAAGGUCAAUAUAAUCCCAAUCAUCGCCAAGUCAGACGCCAUCUCCAAGAGCGAGCUGGCCAAGUUCAAACUCAAAAUCACCAGUGAGCUGGUCAGCAAUGGAGUGCAGAUCUACCAGUUCCCUACUGACGAUGAGUCUGUGGCAGAGAUCAACUCCACCAUGAACAGCCAUUUGCCGUUUGCAGUGGUGGGGAGCACAGAGGAAGUGAAGAUCGGGAACAAGAUGGUGAAGGCCCGGCAGUACCCGUGGGGGACGGUGCAGGUGGAAAAUGAGAAUCACUGUGACUUCGUCAAACUGCGAGAAAUGCUGAUCAGAGUGAACAUGGAGGACCUGCGAGAGCAGACUCACACACGCCACUAUGAACUGUACCGCCGCUGCAAACUGGAGGAGAUGGGAUUUAAGGACACAGACCCUGACAGCAAGCCCUUCAGUCUGCAGGAAACGUAUGAAGCUAAGAGGAACGAGUUCAUGGGUGAGCUGCAGAAGAAAGAAGAGGAAAUGAGGCAAAUGUUUGUGCAAAGAGUCAAAGAGAAGGAGGCCGAGCUUAAAGAAGCAGAAAAAGAGCUGCAUGAGAAGUUUGACCGUCUGAAGAAGCUCCACCAGGAUGAGAAGAAGAAACUGGAGGAAAAGAAGAAGUCUCUGGACGACGAACUCAAUACGUUCAAACAGAAAAAGACUGCAGCAGAGCUCUUGCUGAAUCAAGCUCAGCAGGCAGGGGGCUCCACCACACUCAAGAGGGACAAAGAGAGGAAAAACUUCUUUUAAUCUGUCUUGGCCACCUGAAGAGGGGAUUGCAGCUUCGGCCAGAACUAAGCACCCUUUACCUCUUCCAGUUUUCUCUCGCUGUAUCAACCUUUUAUAUUUUCUCCCCCAUCCCAUCUUCUUUUGUUAAAUAUGGCCUUAUGUGGACUCUCAUGGUAUUUCUGACGACCCAAUGAAGAUCUAGACCGAGGCACGUUGGGAACCGGGCACAGUUUAGUUUAAAUAUAGUUUAUGUCUUAAUGUAAAUAAAGCAAUUCUUGUAGUUCAAUUAAGUCACCAGUAGGGGAUUUACACAUUUACAGGACUGGAGAACUUAUGCAAUGACCGACACCGUGCACUCAUCUUCGUAGGAUUCUUAGAUUAAAAAGCAAACAUUAGAAUUAAACGCUACAAUGAAACAAGAAAAAUGUUCUGCCAGCUUAAAGUACCUAAAAUGUGCUUCAAAUGGUGAAACACAUUCUUUCAAAUUCAAGUUAUCGAUUGUUUUAUAAAUGGGUUUUUUGAGUUGGUCAACAACUUCCUUUUUUUUAGAACUUGAAAUUACCUCAAGUGGUAACACAAAUUAAUGAAGUUAUUACAAUCUUGUGUUUUUUAACUGUAAGUUUGCAAGUUAUAUCAACACAAUCGAUAACUUUGAUUUGAAAAAUGUAAUUCAUUUGUGUGACAUUAACUGAAGUGAUUUAAUGUUAGUAAACACAUUUUUGAGUGCACUGUACAACACGCUGGUUAAACAGAAACUCAUGGACAGAGGCACUUAAUGCACUGAUGCAUUAUGACGUACAGUAUAAUGAAAAGACGUGUUGUUCUCUCUCAUCCAGUCCCGUUAAAAAUUAAAAUCUCCUGCUUCCAGGUUUUCUGAACAUCAAAACUUAAACACCAGAAUUAAAUUACAGUCAUAUUCAUGCAAAAGCCAAAGCAAUAUUUAUACUUAGCACUGCAUUUUAAGGUGCCCAUGUUUACAUGUCACUGUUGAAUACCAUGGAGAUCACAUGUCAUGGCCUUUAAUUACACACUGUGCUUUAAUAUUCACAGGCCUAUCCUAUAUUUUGCAUGCAUCUUUUGAUUCGGUUACUGCUGUGAUCUUUGACCUGCUUGUUUUUAUCCCCUAAUAACUCAAGUUUUGCAGUUUAUUGCAACUUUAUUGUUGUUGUUUUUUUUCAAAAAAGGUGCAAAUGAUUAUUGUAUAUUUUAUCUGUCCUCUGAUUUCAGCUCCCAUUUUGCCAAAUAUUAGAAUAAGAUGAAGUCAAACUGAAUCCCAGAUAGAUCGAGUAUUAAAAAAUACUUCUGCAUUUAUAUAAUUUAUAAGGAUAUAUUUUGUGUAUUGAAGUGGAGACUUGUUGUUUAUUACCUAUGAUCUUUGGACGUGUCUCUGAGUGUAAAGUAACAUUUUGGUGUCAGACAUUGCCAUACAUUUUUCUAGUAUCAGUCAUCACCUCUUGUAGUCAGAAAAUCUCCCAUACUACAAUUUAUUCAAUAUCUUACUUUAGUUUGAUUCCAUUGAUGUACAUUUUCAAUAAAAAAAAUCGGAUCCAAA
Molecule: messenger RNA, 2821 nt
Organism: Paralichthys olivaceus (Japanese flounder)
Lineage: Eukaryota; Metazoa; Chordata; Actinopteri; Pleuronectiformes; Paralichthyidae
Gene: septin6
Product: septin 6
Biological process (GO): cytoskeleton-dependent cytokinesis; cilium assembly; intracellular protein localization
Cellular component (GO): microtubule cytoskeleton; septin complex; cell division site
Molecular function (GO): GTP binding; GTPase activity; molecular adaptor activity
Source: RefSeq, a predicted model, not a curated record